Molecule: messenger RNA, 5101 nt
Organism: Haliotis rufescens (red abalone)
Lineage: Eukaryota; Metazoa; Mollusca; Gastropoda; Lepetellida; Haliotidae
Exons: 3
Coding region: 575-5101 (1508 amino acids)
Source: RefSeq, a predicted model, not a curated record
GCGGGUCACCCGUCUCACUAGCGUGUGGACAUGACUUGAAAUUACCUGCAGUUUGCAAUGACCGGGAGCCAUUGUGAACAUACCUUGUUUCGUUGGAGUAUGUGUGCUGUUGUCUGGACGUCUAGUCUCAGAAUGUGAGGUGAGAUACCAUUGACAGACAAUAGCCUUUGCUUCUUGCCUAGGUAGACAACAAUUCUCAAGUGAAAAGUCCGUGCACUCUCCCGAAACCUGAGACAGAAAGCAGGGAUAUACAGGUGAUCAAUGGUCACAGUCUAACAAUAGAAAGGUGCACAUCAAAAGAACACAAACGUCAAAGCCGGAACAGAUCCCACGCAAAAGUCAAAAUGCCAGCGAUGGAACACUGAAAAUCAGCGUUGACACCAGUUGCUCACGAAAAGGACUGACAUUUGUUCCUACUAGAACUGCUGCUACUACUACUACUACUACUACUACUACUACUGACACCACUUAGGUGCACGAAUCAUUCACAAGAACACUGACUGCUGGUAGAAAGGAUAUUUCAGACUCCAAAACAAAAGAUAAAUUCUACAAAUAUUCUUGGGAAACACUGAAAAUGAGUUCAUCAGAUCAGGUACCGGAUUGCAACAAGAAAUUUCUCUUGCCAUGGGUGAAAAUAUCAAAGCUGGUGACAAAGCAUAAGCAGCAUAUGACGCCCGAAGAGAUAAUAAAUGACAUUCUAAAAAAAAGUUCUAAGUUGCAUCAGAAGACCAUUCUUCGUCAAAUUGUUGACAGCAUGGAGGAGUUUCAUGUGCAGCUGUAUUACUCUAAAAGACAGUCUAAAGUAAAAUGUAAAUUUGAUUCUUUUGUUGCUGAAGAAGAAAGAAGUAGGCAAACUGUCAAUAUGAGAAUUGACGCGUUGUUGUUUUUCUACAGAAAUGUUGGACAUGAGCCAGAGAUUUAUGCACUUACCACUGGCUGUGCUUUGAAAUUACUGAAGGGUCAUAUCGACUGUGGUUUCCCUAAAUAUAUUGGCCGGCGAAUACUAGGUUUCCAUCUAAAGGUAUUGUCAUCAAAACAUUUAUUUGGGGACAAAAUUUCAUCUUAUGCAAACUACUGGCAGACUGAGUCCGAAACAUUCCUGUCAUUUUGGGACUGUCUUGGUGACAUCACAAACAAGUAUCAGAUGCCUGUCAAGAAACAGUCGUCAGUAUACACACUUCUUACUGGAAAUAAGGAACGUGUUGUAAACGUGGAGAUCAGUGAAGACAGUAUAACAUUUCACAAACGUCUUAGUUGGUUAGAUAUUUCUGAGCUGUUGACGAAAAUGUCUGCAAUACUGGAUGGAUUUGUGACUGAUGCAGCAAUGGACAAAGAUGACCCUCGUUUUGAUGUGUUUGACCACGUAAAACGUGUUAACACGAAAGCUGAAAUGAAGAAAUAUGAUGACAAACUGAAAACACUUCUGGCUAAAUCAUUAAAACUGUUAUGUAAUCCAUUGCGUCUGAGACUAAUGUACAAAGAUGUUGAAAGUUGGGUAUCGGCAGACGAGUUUCUCCUAGUGAUGCCAAGGGCAGCUGGAACAUUCAUACAAAAAUGGGAAGGAAGCCCUCCUACAUUGGAAUCAGUUCUCGGGGCUUGCAGGCGUUAUGCCAAGGAAAAGAAAAUCCAUGAUGCUGCCCUGGGAAGAUUAGUGAAUGACGUGUCUAUUCAGUUUGCGUGUACAGAUACAGGUACAUACAUCAUCAGAGGAAAGGCAAAGCUGACAGAUCUGAUAGAAGGACACUUGCACACUGACACGGGCAUAUCAGUAUUCAGAUACUGUGGCAAAUGGUUUCGUAUACACGUUGAAUAUUUGACACAAGUUGAAGAGCUAUUUUCUAAAGUGAUGGGAAUUUGUAAUUUAGAACAGGACAAACUUCCAUUACCAUGGCUAUAUUCUAGCUCUGAUAGCAAAGUGGCAAAUGUAGACACCAAUGAUAUCAAAUACUGGAUCACACAACUGAACUUUAGUGAGUGUUGCAACCCCAUCGAGGACAAGGCUGAUUUUAACGAUUUUCUUUUGAAUGAAACAAAUGUCGUUAAAGUCGAGAAGCAGCUGAUGGCACGAUUAUUUUCUAAACAAAGAGAAAGGGAAUACAACAGUGGAUACAUACUUUACAACAAGAUACCCUCAAAAAGAACUAAUGGUGAAUCAGGAUUUUUGCUUGGAGACAACAUUUUGAUGAAGAAUAUAGAGCUGUUUGAUCUACUUUACUACACACCAGAAUGUACAUAUCUGAUCCAUGUCAAAAAUGGUUUUGGAAAUUCAUUCAGGGAUGUUUGCUCUCAAAUAAGAAUAUCAGCUGACUUUUUGCACUGUUGUCUCAAUGCAACUAACAGGUUCAAUUUUCUUAAAGAAUUCUGGAAAAUUGCUGCCAACAGAGGGAAAACAACCUACAGAGAGGCUGUAAGACAAAUGUAUCGAGAGGUGGGAUGGUACAGAUUUGAACAAAUGUUCCACAGGAAGAUUUGCUUUGUUUUGGCAUACAGAGACAUUAAAAAAUCGUCACAAAGACGAACAUUCUCCAGCGCAUCAUCCAAGAAGCUGACCAAACACUGUGGAGAAGACACAGACAGACUAUUGAGGAAUUUGGCACUUAAGGACUUUCUGGAGGAAAGACAAGGUACAUAUUAUCUCACAGAUAAGAUUUUCAAGUUGAAGGCUGAUAUAGUGAAGGACAUCAUUAAUGUGACCACACGUGUUGCCAAAAAAGUGGCAAGUAUUUUGAAAGAAAGAGUUUCCAAGUCAUUCAUUUCUAAAAUGGAGUUUGUUCAGUUAUACAGCUAUUUCAGAAAAUAUUCAAUAGGAAAUGGUUUUUCUUUAAGGAUUUGCAGAAUACAAAACCAUACCAUUUCACAUUUUUCAUUACCCAAAUCUUCUGCAUCUCCAGUGUCUGAUUGGUCAAAUACUGGCUUGAGCGAGCAUGAUGACAGACUGCACACUUAUGAGUUUCAUCACCAGGGGUCUGAUCACACAGGGCUUGGUCAACAACAAUCUCAUGAUCUGCAGCCUCAUAGACCAAGGUCUGAUAGUCAGGGAUUGACAAGCUCAGGGUCACUUACAUCAGGUAGUAGUGACCACCAUCAUCAUACAGAGACGUCUGAUCAACAGAAAUCUGAUAGUGAGAGGCUGACUAACUCAGGGUCACUGGCCUCACAUAGUGGUGACCACCGACAUCAUUGUGAGAAGUCUGACACACGAAAAUCUGACACAAGGAAGUCUGAUAAACGGAAAUCUGUUCGCGAGAGGCUGUCAAGCUCAGGGUUACUUGCCUCGUGUAGUGGUGACCACCAUCAUCAUAGUGAGAAGCCUGACACAAGGAAGUCUGAUAAAUGGAAAUCUGAUAGCGAGAGGCUGACAAGCUCAGGGUUACUUGCCUCAUGUAGUGGUGACCACCAUCAUCAUAGUGAAAAGUCUGACACAAGGAAGUCUGAUAAACGGAAAUCUGAUAGCGAGAGGCUGACUAACUCAGGGUUACUUGCCUCGUGUAGUGGUGACCACCAUCAUCAUAGUGAGAAGCCUGACACAAGGAAGUCUGAUAAACGGAAAUCUGAUAGCGAGAGGCUGACAAGCUCAGGGUUACUUGCCUCAUGUAGUGGUGACCACCAUCAUCAUAGUGAAAAGUCUGACACAAGGAAGUCUGAUAAACGGAAAUCUGAUAGCGAGAGGCUGACUAACUCAGGGUCACUUGCAUCACGUAGUGAUCAGCUUCAUCAUAAUGAGAGGUUUGACACACAAAAGUCUCACACAAGGAAGUCUGAUAAAUGGAAAUCUGAUAGCGAGAGGCUGACUAACUCAGGGUUACUUGCCUCAUGUAGUGGUGACCACCAUCAUCAUAGUGAGAAGCCUGACACAAGGAAGUCUGAUAAACGGAAAUCUGAUAGCGAGAGGCUGACAAGCUCAGGGUCACUUGCCUCACAUAGUGGUGAUAAGCAUCAUCACAGUAAGAGGUCUGACACACGAACAUCCGACACAAGGAAGUCUGAUAAAUGGAAAUCUGAUAGCGAGAGGUCGAUCAGCUCAGAGGUACUUGCAUCACGUAGUGAUCAGCUCCAUCAUAAUGAGAGGUUUGACACACAAAAGUCUGACACAAGGAAGUCUGAUCAACAGAAAUCUGAUAGCGAGAGGCUGACUAACUCAGGGUUACUUGCCUCAUGUAGUGGUGACCACCAUCAUCAUAGUGAGAAGCCUGACACAAGGAAGUCUGAUAAACGGAAAUCUGAUAGCGAGAGGCUGACAAGCUCAGGGUUACUUGCCUCAUGUAGUGGUGACCACCAUCAUCAUAGAAAAAAGUCUGACACAAGGAAGUCUGAUAAACGGAAAUCUGAUAGCGAGAGGCUGACUAACUCAGGGUUACUUGCCUCAUGUAGUGGUGACCACCAUCAUCAUAGUGAGAAGCCUGACACAAGGAAGCCUGAUAAACGGAAAUCUGAUAGCGAGAGGCUGACAAGCUCAGGGUUACUUGCCUCAUGUAGUGGUGACCACCAUCAUCAUAGAAAAAAGUCUGACACAAGGAAGUCUGAUAAACGGAAAUCUGAUAGCGAGAGGCUGACUAACUCAGGGUCACUUGCAUCACGUAGUGAUCAGCUUCAUCAUAAUGAGAGGUUUUACACCAAAAAGUCUGACACAAGGAAGUCUGAUAAACGGAAAUCUGAUAGCGAGAGGCUGACAAGCUCAGGAUCACUUGCAUCACGUAGUGAUCAGCUCCAUCAUAAUGAGAGGUCUGACACACAAAAGUCUGACACAAGGAAGUCUGAUAAACGAAAAUCUGAUAGCGAGAGGCUGACAAGCUCAGGGUUACCUGCCUCACGUAGUGGUGAUCAGAAUCAUCAUAGAGAGGCGUCUGGCACACAGAAGUCAGAGAUGAAAAGGUCGACUCAGCAGGCUCGUAAGCGGAAAUCUGAUAGACACUGGAAAAAUGAUUCGAGGCCAUUUCAGCACCUCACGCAUGGCUGGCAACCAGACGGACAGCUGUAUGGUAGUUGGGAAUCUGACGGACUUGAUCAACCUUCUUGGGUUUGGACUAAUGUGCACAAUGGGCAACAAACUCCUGAAUGGCAACAGGAAGGACAACCACAUCUUAAACGCCGUAAAGUGUAG